AUGCUGCAACCGAGCGAAAGAGAAAGGAAGCAGUCAACCACACAUGCCAAAUCUUUCAUAUGCUAUAAUGACUGGGUCAAUGGGUACAACAAAAGCAGUGAACCCAAACAAACAAAACCACAAGUGCCGUUAGGCGACCCAAAUACCAUGAAUUACAACACAACAGAAACAGAAGCAGAUCUCCUAUCGAAUCGCUGUCCUGCCGGUUUCACGAGGGGCGGCAACGAGGUGCUGGCAGAACCUCUAAUCGAUGCAGUAAUCGAAGCUCCUGGCUGCGAACGCAUACAGCCCCAAGAGUCCCAAGCCAAUGAAAUCUACACACAAGAUAGAGGUUGGGAUAAUAUAUUGGAGCUGGAAGACAUGGACAUAUUACAAAUAGACCUAGAAGAGACAAUAAAUGACAAUACUGAUGAAAGCGAAACAGACUCACUAUUCGAAGAUGAACAAGACAUGCAAACAAGACAGGCUCCCCAAAAGAGCCUCAAACCAAGGAACUCGAUGAUAAAAGGUCCAAUACCAGGGAUCAAAAUUGGCUCACUAAAUGUCCGAGGGAGACGAACAACAUCUGUAGAGCAGAGAACCAAAGACAAGUUCCAAAUGAUCAGCAAAUGGAUUAAAACCAACGAAAUGACGAUAACAGCACUUGUGGACACCCACUGGGAUGAAGAAUAUGUUAAAAGCCUCAAAGUCAAACACAAGCAAAUCUUCUGCAGCCAUGAGACUACUCACCGAGGAGGAAUAGCCUUCAUAAUUGACACAAAGAAAUGGAAACCAAAAGAAUCGAAAUUCACAACACUCAUCGAAGGUCGAAGUGGAAUGCUAGACAUUGAGUAUGAUCAGCAAAGACUCAAGAUAGUAGCGAUAUAUGUACCACCAGACAGAAAAGAAAAGAUUGAAAUACUACGUGCCCUCAGAAAGAAACUGAGAAAUGAGAUCGAAAAGGAAAACCUAAUAAUAAUGGGAGAUUUCAACUUAGUCGAAGAAGAUAUGGACCGCGAACCAUGCCACCCUGAUGACAGAGAAACAGUGAAUGAACUCACAAAACUAAAAGCUGAACUAAACCUUAUAGAUGGCUGGAGAAAUGCAAACCCAGAAGAACGAGCAUACACCUGGAGCGGAAAAAACAGAAACGAUCACUCAUUUGCAAGAAUUGACAGGAUAUACAUAGAAGACUCACUAACAGAAAGAGCGAAUGAAUGGAGAAUAGAACCGACCGAGUCGAAACUAUCGGACCACUCAGGGGUCACAGUGAAAAUACUAGACCCAGAACCACCCUUUAUUGGAGCAGGUGAAUGGAGACUCCCACUAAACAUUAUAGAACACCCCCAUUUCCGAAAAAAGACAACAGAAGCUCUGGAGAAAUUAGAAAGACAGCUAGGAUACUAUAUGAAUGGACUCAACAAAACCAAAAAGAACCAUAGGAAAAUCGAAAGCCUAAGGAAAACGAUCAACCCCCAAGAAUCAUGGCAAUCCUAUAAAGAAGUGAUUAGAACUGCAGCACAAGAAGCACAACAAAUACGAAGGAAACACAUUACAAAAGAGAGAAGACAAUUGGACCGGGAACUCCGAGCACUUCAGCGAAAACCAACGCCCUAUAUGGAUGAAAAUGAGCUCAAAGAUAUCAGAUCAAAGAUGCAUGUGACCGAAAAAAAGAUAAAGGACCUAACUGAGGAACACAACACCAGAGCAGACGCCAGUAUUGCAGCAAGAUGGUUCAAAGAGGAUGAGAAAGGCUCAAAACUAUGGUAUAGUUUAAACAAGGAAAGACCAAAGAGACAAAUCUUCUACUCACUCUUCAAAAAAGGAGCCGAAGAAACCCGAAAUACCGAAGAGAUGAUGGAAAUAGCCAGGGCACACCAUGAACUAUCAAAAACAGAAACCCACAAUCUAAAAAGCGGAAUCUCGUAUAUGGAAGUUGAGGACACCAUACGCGAAUCACAGACAGGCAAAGCACCAGGAUGUGAUGGGAUACCUAAUGAAUUCUGGAAGCAUGAGUUAGAAAGAUAUAAGAAGUCAAAGGAAACAGGGAAUAGAAGGCCAAGCAUCAUAAUGCUAAUGAAGAUCGUGCUCACUGACAUUGAUAUCCAUGGCCCAAUCAACGAAAGAUUUGCAGAAGGCCGAAUGAGCCUCCUCUACAAAAAGAAAGAUAUAAGAGAUAUUGAGAACUACCAGCCAAUCACUUUGCUCAACACCGAUUAUAAGAUAUACACCACAAUACUCACUGGGAAACUGAAAGCAGUAGCACCUUCGAUAAUUAACCUAGACCAGGCAGGCUUCAUGCCAAAGCGAAGCAUAUAUGACCAGACAAAACUCCUGGAACUUAUAAUAAAACUAAGCGAAAAUAGACGAGCAAAUGGAAUGGUCAUGGCACUCGACCAAGAGAAAGCAUACGACAGAAUAGACCACACGUACCUAUGGGCAACUAUGAAGGCAUUUGGGAUCCCCAAGUGCUUCAUAAGAAGAGUCCGCAAGCUCUAUGAAAAUGCAGGAACAUCCAUAAGACUAAAUGGAUGCACUACAAAUCCCUUCAAAGUGGAUAGAGGAGUAAGACAAGGAGACCCACUAUCAUGCCUCCUAUACAAUAUAGCAAUAGAACCACUCUUUGAGCUAAUCCGAACAUCGGGCCUGAAAGGAAUCUACAUCAACAAAGACACGUUCAAUGCACUAGUGAUGGCAUAUGCAGACGAUACCACAGUAUACCUAUGUGAAACAGACAAGCUAGAGAUAUUAGAAGAAUGUAUAGAACUAUUCUGUAAAGCAUCAACUGCAAAAUUUAAUAAAUCAAAAACCGAAGUCAUACCAGUAGGCGAUCCAGAAUAUAGAAAGAAACUAAUUGAAUCCAGAACUUUCAAUGGAAAAAGGAUAGAAAACAACAUAAAGAUAGCAAAAGAUGGCGAGCCAGUCAGAAUCCUAGGGUCGUGGCAAGGGAACAAGGUGAACGCAGAGCACAAAUGGUCAGAGAUCAUGGAAAAGCAACUCAAAAUAAUGAAGCUGUGGGCAUCCUCCUUCCCAACAACGAUUGCCAGAUCAAGAAUUGCGAAACAACUAGUAGUGUCACGAGCCCUUUAUCUAAUGACAGUCAAUGGGAUAUCGAGAGAGAAUCUAGAGACCAUGGAAAGAAAUAUCAGAAGCUUUAUAUGGGGCGGAAAGAAAGGCAGUAUUGCAUGGGAAAGAGCAAUAAGAAACAAGAAAGAAGGUGGAAUAGGGGCACCAAGCGUCAAACUAGUAUACGAAGCUACCAAAGUGAUGUGGCUGAAACGAUGGCUUACCCCAGGGAACAUGAGACCUAAAUGGUCCUUUGCAGCGAACGAGAUACUAACAAAUGCACGCCAAAACAACCCAAUGGUGGACGAAAGAUGCAUAACAGAAUGGGUAGAACAGAGUUGGAAAUCAAAAAUAAAGAUUGAAGAAGUACCAGGCUCACUACGAGACAUGAUCAAAGUAGCACGAAAGCAUAAUCUGAAAAUCUCAAUACUAAGAGCACCAAUGGCCCUAAAACUCAAUAUGCCGGCCUUUUUCCAUCCUGGAAAUGAAAGCAAUCGAAAGAACAACACCCAGAGGGCAAAAUGCCUUCGAAAGAACCACGCAAUAUACACA
Messenger RNA from Acaulospora colombiana, 3597 nucleotides. Lineage: Eukaryota; Fungi; Glomeromycota; Glomeromycetes; Diversisporales; Acaulosporaceae. The record is from the annotation of a GenBank genome assembly.